AUAUCUUCCUACUGAGCAGACCGAGGUGGAUCAGUUUGAUAAGACCUUGCUUCAAUUUUAUGAUGAGAGCUAAUGUAAUUUUAGUACAUUUAGGGGGGGGAGUUCUCUAAACGUACAUUUUUGUCCAUGGUACACUUUGGGAUCUUAAUUCCCUGACCAGGGAUUAAAACCUAUGUCCCCUGCAGAAUUGUGGAGUCUUAACUCCUGGGCCACUGGGGAAGUCCACUCUAGCUUUAGACUGAACUGGCAGGAUUCCCACAUGCCUUAGCAUGGUUUCGGCUUUAGCGUGAGGCUGAGAGGAGUUAUCGGCCCUGAAUUCAAAUAUGAGGUUGAAGGUGCUCCUUUGGCCCCGCCCCACAGCUGCUGCUGGAGCACCUGGAGCUCCUGGUUUCCCGGUAUGUGCCGUCCCUCCGGAUGACGGUGGGCAAGCAGCAGGCGCAGUUCCCAGCCGGUGUGACCAGUGGGGUGGAGGUGCUCAGGGCGCUGAAAUCUCUGUUCGAGCACCACAAGGCCCUGGACGAGAAGCUGAUGAUUCUUAAAGAGCAGAAUAACCAGGAAAAGAUACUAAUGGACGGGGUGCUUGAUGGAAACCACGAGCAAGAAAACAUGCCAAGUGCCAAUGGAAAGAGAUUGUUGGGCACCUCUCUAAGCCACGAGGAAGACCCGACUAAGGUGAUAGAUCUCCAGGAAGUCAUAGACAAGCAGUCGUGGGAGCAGAGCCAGAUGAAGGAGCACCUGGCAGCCCUCUCUGCCCACGUGACAGAGCUGGAGGAGGACCUGGACACAGCCAGGAAGGACCUCCUCAAGUCCGAGGAACUGAACAGGACACUGCAGCAGGAUGUCUGCGAAGCCAUGGCCCAGAAGGAGGACAUGGAAAAGAAAAUCAGUACCCUUGAGAAACACUACCUCACCACACAGCGUGAAGCCACCUCUGUGCAUGACCUCAAUGAUAAACCUGAAAAUGAAAUUGCAAAUAAGGAUACUAUGCAUCAACAGGUAAUGGCCUUUACUGAGCUGUGUCAGACUUUUACAGUAGUGAAUUACUGAGGAAGGAAGGUAAUAACCUUUU
This is a messenger RNA of Odocoileus virginianus texanus, 1069 nucleotides long. The record is from RefSeq and is a predicted model, not a curated record. NCBI's taxonomy places the organism in Eukaryota, Metazoa, Chordata, Mammalia, Artiodactyla, Cervidae.